GAUCCUCUUUCCUCCCUCCACACCCCCUCCUCCAUCCUCCUCGCUAGUGCUCCACUGUUCGCGCCAUGGACGUCCGUCUCCACCAGGCGCACCAGCCUGUCACCAAGGUCGCCGAUGACCUCGGUGAGUCCACGCGUGUGUCCUUUGUCAAGUUCCUGGAAGACCAGUGCCAAACAUCCAUUCAGGAGAUGAUCGACCGGAAUCAGUGCACCCUGCCGGUGGACUAUCGCGAUGUGGAAAAGUUUAGCUCUGUCCUGGCGGACGUCCUGCGCGACCACUUCCUGCGCGUGGAGCCGUACUUGCGUCUGGCCUUGUUGGACAUGGUCCGGCAAAUUCGCCCCGACGCGGCCAAGUCUCUCCAGGGGCAAUACCGCGAGUUCUGGAUCAGUCUCUACGGCUAUCAGGACAUUUGCCGCAUCCGCGAGUUGCGAACCCAUUCGAUUGGCCGGUUGUCGACCAUCUGCGCCACGGUCACUCGGCUGACCGAAGUUCGGCCGGAGCUGCUCCUUGGUACCUUCCGUUGCGGACUCUGUCAGACCGUUGUCCGGUCGGUCGAGCAGCAGUUCAAGUACACCGAGCCGGCCAUGUGCCCGAACAACCAGUGCAACAACAAAGCCAAGUGGGAGCUCGAUGUUGAGCAGAGCACCUUCUGCGACUGGCAGAAGGUCCGUGUGCAGGAGAAUUCCGACGAAAUCCCCCCGGGGAGUAUGCCUCGCACCAUGGAGAUCAUCCUGCGAAAUGAGACCUGCGAUCGUGUGAAGCCCGGCGAUAAGGCCGUCUUUUCCGGCUGCCUGAUUGUUGUGCCGGAUGUCGCGCAGCUGUCCUCCGGCCCCGGGGUCAAGGGCCAGACGCAGACCCGUUCCAGCAAUGCCCGGUCGCGCGAUGCCUCCGGCGAGGGCACCUCCGGGUUGAAGGCCCUCGGUGUGCGUGAGCUUACAUAUCGUCUGGCCUUCCUGGCCUCCAGUGCCGAUAACGCCGAUAGCAAUAUCAAACUCCGCUUCCAUGACAGCGAGAUGGAUGUCCGCGCCAUUGUCGAGUCCUUUACGCUGGAGGAGCGCCAGGAGAUUUGGGCCAUGAAAAACAGCCCCAAUCUCUAUUCGCGCCUGAUCAACUCCAUCUGUCCGUCGGUGUAUGGCAGCCACGAAAUUAAGAAGGGCAUCCUGCUGAUGCUUUUCGGCGGUGUUCAUAAGUCCUCGCAUGAGGGCGUUCGCCUUCGUGGUGACAUCAAUGUCUGCAUUGUCGGCGACCCCUCCACCGCAAAGAGUCAGUUCCUGAAGUAUGUGGCCUCCUUUGUGCCGCGCGCAGUGUAUACCUCGGGCAAGGCCUCCAGUGCAGCCGGUUUGACCGCCUCGGUGGUCCGUGACGAGGAGACCGGCGAGUUCACCAUCGAGGCUGGCGCCAUGAUGUUGGCCGACAAUGGCAUUUGCUGCAUCGACGAGUUCGACAAGAUGGAUCUCCACGACCAGGUGGCCAUUCACGAGGCCAUGGAGCAGCAAACCAUUUCCAUCGCCAAGGCCGGCAUUUCGGCCACCCUUAACGCCCGGACAUCGGUCCUGGCCGCAGCGAACCCGAUCCACGGUCGCUACGAGAAGCGCCGCUCGCUUAAGUACAACGUCAACAUGUCUCCGGCCAUUAUGUCCCGCUUUGACCUCUUCUUCGUCUUGGUGGAUGAGAUCGACGCCACUUCCGACCAGAAUAUCGCCCAACACCUGAUCCAGGUCCACCAGAACAAGAGCGUCACCCUGGCGCCGCCCUUUUCGACGGCUGAGCUUCAGCGGUACUUGCGCUUUGCUCGCGCUCUGCGUCCCAAGCUCACCCCCGAAAGCAAGGUCCUCCUGGCGGAGUACUAUCGCAAGCUCCGGCAGACGGAUGUCAACAAUGUGGCCGGCAAGACUAGCUUCCGGAUCACGGUUCGCCAAUUGGAGAGUAUGAUCCGCCUGUCGGAGGCCCUGGCCCGACUGCACUGCGAGGCCCACAUCCAUCCGCAAUAUGUGGACGAGGCGUAUCGUCUGCUGCGCAUGUCUCUGAUGCACGUGCAGACCGAUGACAUUUCUCUCGGCGAUCUGGACGCCAUCGAGGGGCUGGAUGACUUGAUGAUCCCCGAGGGCGAGGAGGAGGAGGCGGCGGCGGUCGAUGCGGCUUCUGCCGCGGCUGGGGUCCCCAGCUCCAGCGCCCUGGGCCCGGCAACACCGCAUGCCCCCUCCUCGGAUGUGCCCUCCUCGUCGUCGGGGCUUACGCCGGCUCCGUCAUCGGCACCGCCAUCGUCGGUUGACGCGGCGGCCAGCCGACCGGCUGCCGCCGCGUCCGGCCGCAAGAUCACCGUCGAGCGGUACAAGUCGAUUGCCCACCUGGUGGUGUACUAUCUCCGGCGGUUGGAAGACCAGGAGGCCGGGAACGCGGCCUCUGGAGCUCGGAUCGACGACAUCGUGGCCUGGUACCUGACGGACUUCAUCGAUCGCGAGCCGAAUGCCGCCGAGGAGGACGUUCGCGCCGAGGAGACCAUCGUACGGCUGGUCAUUCGGUCGCUCAUCGUUCGCGACCGCGUUCUCCUGGUCCUCAAGGAGAUGGACAGCCUGCCGGAGGCGAGCGACAUGGGCGGAGUCGCCGGGGGCGACCCGCUGGCCGCGCUGGCCAGCGCUGGGGCCAACCCGGUGGUCGUGGUUCACCCGAACUUCGUGGCCGACGACGCGUGAGUCUGACUAUGCCCGUGCUCAUAGGUAGCUCGGCCCAUCCCUGUCCUUGUUUGGGAGGCAAGAAGGAGCAAGCAAGCGAGCGAUCGGGCGGGGCAGGUGCGGAGAGGAGGGCGGGCCCCCGCCAUGGCCCCUUGCCGCAUGGAUAUCUGGACGCACGCAUGAUGUCAUCUGUGCGCAUUUUCAGCGGCACACAUGCACAUCUGCCUUCGCCUCUCCUCCCUCUUCCCCUCUCUCUCCCUCCCGCCCUUUCUCUCCUUCUCCUCCUUUCCCCUCUUCCCGUGCCUCCGUCCUUGUCACUCUUCCUCGUCUUUCCUCUCCCCUGGCACAAUCCGCUGCCCUCUUGCGCGGCGACCAGCACACCUGUGCCUGCGCACGCGCGAAUCGAUGAGAUACAAAAUACAAUCCCCUCACACA
Molecule: messenger RNA, 3107 nt
Organism: Fonticula alba
Lineage: Eukaryota; Rotosphaerida; Fonticulaceae
Product: minichromosome maintenance protein 6
Exons: 9
Coding region: 66-2693 (875 amino acids)
Biological process (GO): double-strand break repair via break-induced replication; DNA replication initiation; mitotic DNA replication
Cellular component (GO): nucleus; MCM complex
Molecular function (GO): single-stranded 3'-5' DNA helicase activity; ATP binding; single-stranded DNA binding
Source: RefSeq, a predicted model, not a curated record